Jaculus jaculus (lesser Egyptian jerboa) is the source of this 5059-nucleotide messenger RNA. RefSeq names its product vav guanine nucleotide exchange factor 2 (gene Vav2). NCBI's taxonomy places the organism in Eukaryota, Metazoa, Chordata, Mammalia, Rodentia, Dipodidae. The transcript is spliced from 32 exons. The record is from RefSeq and is a predicted model, not a curated record. Gene Ontology annotation, biological process: cell migration; intracellular signal transduction; regulation of GTPase activity. The coding region runs from base 1 to 2877 and encodes 958 amino acids. Gene Ontology annotation, cellular component: cytoplasm. Gene Ontology annotation, molecular function: guanyl-nucleotide exchange factor activity; protein binding.
AUGGAGCAGUGGCGGCAGUGUGGCCGCUGGCUCAUCGACUGCAAGGUCCUGCCGCCCAACCACCGCGUCGUGUGGCCCUCGGCGGUGGUCUUCGACCUGGCGCAGGCUCUGCGCGACGGCGUCCUCCUGUGCCAGCUGCUGCACAAUCUCUCCCCGGGCUCCAUCGACCUCAAGGACAUCAACUUCCGGCCGCAGAUGUCCCAGUUUCUGUGUUUGAAGAACAUCCGUACCUUCCUCAAAGUCUGCCACGACAAAUUCGGACUAAGGAACAGUGAGCUGUUCGACCCCUUUGACCUCUUUGACGUCCGGGACUUCGGAAAGGUCAUCUCUGCUGUGUCCCGACUGUCCCUUCAUAGCAUCGCACAGAACAAAGGGAUCAGGCCUUUCCCCUCAGAGGAGACUGCCGAAAACGAUGAUGAUGUCUACCGCAGCCUGGAGGAGCUGGCUGAUGAGCAUGACCUGGGCGAGGACAUCUACGACUGUGUCCCGUGUGAAGAUGAUGGUGACGACAUCUAUGAAGACAUCAUCAAGGUGGAGGUGCAGCAGCCCAUGAUUAGAUACAUGCAGAAAAUGGGCAUGACUGAGGAUGACAAGAGGAGCUGCUGCUUGCUGGAGAUUCAGGAGACAGAGGCCAAGUACUACCGCACCCUAGAGGACAUUGAGAAGAACUACAUGGGUCCCCUGCGGCUGGUACUGAGCCCAGCAGACAUGGCGGCGGUCUUCAUCAACCUCGAGGACCUCAUCAAAGUGCACCACAGUUUUCUACGGGCCAUUGACGUGUCCAUGAUGGCGGGCGGCGGCAGUCUGGCCAAGGUCUUCCUCGAGUUCAAGGAGAGACUCCUGAUCUAUGGAGAGUACUGCAGCCACAUGGAGCAUGCCCAGAGCACACUGAACCAGCUUCUUGCCAGCAGGGAGGACAUCAGGCAGAAAGUGGAGGAGUGCACUCUCAAGGUCCAGGAUGGCAAGUUCAAGCUGCAAGACCUGCUGGUGGUGCCCAUGCAGCGGGUACUAAAGUACCAUCUGCUACUCAAGGAACUCCUGAGCCAUUCGACAGACCGGCCUGAGAGGCAGCAGCUCAAAGAAGCACUGGAAGCCAUGCAGGACUUGGCCAUGUACAUCAACGAGGUGAAAAGAGACAAAGAGACCUUGAAGAAGAUCAGCGAGUUCCAGAGCUCCAUCGAAAAUCUGCAAGUGAAACUAGAGGAAUUUGGUAGGCCGAAGAUUGACGGGGAGCUUAAGGUCCGGUCCAUAGUCAACCACACCAAACAAGACAGGUACCUGUUCCUAUUCGACAAGGUGGUCAUCGUGUGUAAGAGGAAGGGCUACAGCUACGAGCUGAAGGAGGUCAUCGAACUGCUCUUCCACAAGAUGACUGACGACCCGAUGCACAACAAAGACGUCAAGAAGUCUCACGGGAAGAUGUGGUCCUACGGCUUCUACCUCAUUCACCUCCAAGGGAAGCAGGGUUUCCAGUUCUUCUGCAAGACGGAGGACAUGAAGAGGAAGUGGAUGGAGCAGUUUGAGAUGGCCAUGUCAAACAUCAAGCCAGACAAGGCCAACGCCAACCACCACAGCUUCCAGAUGUACACGUUUGACAAGACCACCAACUGCAAAGCUUGCAGGAUGUUCCUCAGGGGCGUCUUCUACCAGGGUUAUCUGUGCACCAGGUGUGGCGUCGGGGCGCACAAGGAGUGCCUGGAGGUGAUUCCUCCCUGCAAGAUCACACGCUCAGAGGACACCCGAUUUGCUCCAAGCCCCAGGCUGCGAGCUGUGAGCCGGGACAAGAUUCUCAUGCAGGCGGGCCGGCCCCUCAUCGAGGAGGACCAGGCCUCCUGCACUGGACGCGCUGGGUCACCCCUGUCUGUGUCCAUGUCUCAGUCAGGCCGAUUUGUCACCCUGAGUCCCUACAGCGUAGGACAUGUUCUGAGCCUUGAACUUGGAUCAGUAGUGGUCACCGAUUUCUGUUCCGCUGCAGACCUGGACACCCUUGGAGCAGGACCAGGUCCCAAGAUGGUGGCCGUGCAGAAUUACCAUGGCAACCCCGCCCCUCCCGGAAAGCCAGUGCUGACCUUCCAGACGGGGGAUGUGAUUGAGCUGCUGCGAGGAGACCCCGAGUCCCAGUGGUGGGAGGGGCGGCUGGUGCAAACGCGGAAGACGGGGUGUUUUCCAAGCUCAUCUGUGAAGCCGUGCCCAGUGGAUGGAAGGCCACCUAUUGGCCGGCCACCAUCCCGGGAGAUUGACUACACCGCGUACCCCUGGUUUGCAGGCAACAUGGAGCGCCAGCAGACAGACAACCUGCUUAAGUCUCACGCCAGCGGGACCUACCUCAUCAGGGAACGGCCAGCAGAGGCCGAGCGCUUCGCCAUCAGUAUCAAGUUCAAUGACGAGGUGAAGCACAUCAAGGUGGUGGAGAAGGAUAACUGGAUUCACAUCACAGAGGCCAAGAAAUUUGAAAGCCUCCUGGAGCUGGUGGAGUACUACCAGUGCCACUCCCUCAAGGAGAGCUUCAAGCAGCUGGACACCACGCUCAAGUUUCCCUACAAGUCUCGGGAGCGAACUGCCUCCAGGGCCUCCAGCCGGUCCCCAGCUUCCUGUGCUUCCUACAACUUUUCUUUUCUCAGUCCUCAGGGCCUCAGCUUUGCCCCUCAGGGCCCCUCCGCUCCCUUCUGGCCAGUGUUCACACCCCGGGUCAUCGGCACAGCUGUGGCCAGGUACAACUUUGCUGCACGGGACAUGCGGGAGCUCUCACUACGGGAAGGCGACGUAGUAAGGAUCUACAGCCGCAUUGGUGGGGACCAGGGCUGGUGGAAGGGCGAGACGAAUGGACGGAUCGGCUGGUUUCCUUCGACGUAUGUAGAAGAGGAAGGCAUCCAGUGAAGGCAGGAAUGCCCACGGGUCUCAUGGAUCUUCCUGGAGAGUCGCCCCUGCUGUGAAGUCUGCCCCUGGCUCCUCCUUCGAGGCCAUAGGGGAAAUGCCCGCCAAGCUUCCGGUUGUUGAUGGCCCACAGGGAUUGGGAGGGUGUUCAGAAUUCUAAAUGUGGCCGUUCCAUUGUCACCUGCCCUUGGUGGCUUGUCCCUGGGUACACACUUGUACAUAGAGGGGAUCUGGGCCGGCCUUACCCAGAACACUGAGGAGAGUGGGUUCCAGCAGGGUUUCCAGACCAGCUUGGGAAUCGGCCAAGGCUGAAAGCCUACCUCCUGUCCCUCUGGCUGAGAUGUUGUUCAGGAGCCUGGGACUCAACUGAUGGUAUGCCAGGGAGCGUUGGAGAAAACAGAAGGGCCUUCCCCCCAGGCCAUCUGCGCAGCCCCUGGCCCGAGCUGACUGUCUACUCUGCUGCUCUCUGACGUGGGGCUUCAGGCCUUGGGAGGCAGAUGGGACCAGAGCCAGGCUGUUAGGCGUGGCCUACACUCGCUCCGCUGUUCAAGGGACAGAGGAAGGGGGCUUCUACAGGGGGUCUUACAGUCGCGGGGGCUCCUGGACAUUCCCUAACUCCUUCACUUCCCUUGACACCAGGGUCACACAGUCCUCACUGGGGAGGCUCCUCUCUCAGGAGGGGUCUUAGGAACAGUGACCUUGCCAACUGAACCCCAGCCCACCUCCAGUCAAUGGUACUGCUUUUUGCUUGCUGAAAGCCCCUUCCUUGAAGCCAAGAACAGGUCUGCCCUGUCCCUUUGCCAGGAGGACACGUUUUCUGUGAACCCUGAAGCGCAGGGAGUAGAACCCGGCUUGGCUUCGCUUGGCAGAUCCCCAGUCCUUCUUUUCCCUUUCUGUGUCUCCCACAUCCUGCACUGUGGUCCCUGGGGGUUUGCUGGCCUUUGCACGAGAUGGUUCUAGCCCUUGGCAGCUGUCCCCAACCCCAGGACUCCUGCAGCCCACAUACUGGGCCUGUGACCAACCCCAAAUAAGUGCUCUUGGGGUAUCUCCACCCCAUCACCUCCCCCUUACGGUGCCUCCUGGCCUUUGACCUCUGCUUCAUUUGGCCAGCCCCUAUGAUCUCUACCCUGACAUUGCAAAAGACCUAGAAAGACUGUCUCCUGCAGAGCUCUGUGCCAGAGCUUAUAGUGAGACAGGCACUUCCCAGGAUCCCCUUCUCCCUUCAGCCAGAUGCCCAGCCCCAGGUGAGGAGGAGACUGUCCUUGCCAGGUUGGGACUGGACACCCCACUGAACCUGGGGAGGCUUUCUGAGGUUAGCCUUAUGGCCUCCAGGCUCCAUACCCAUGCAUACUAUGCUAGGGUACAGAAAGGGGAGGAGCCUGGAAGAUGGGGAGCUGCAGGGAAUGAAGAGACACCUUGCACAACAUUGAGAAGCCAGGGCAGGAGGAGAGAAUACCCUUGAACCCUAGUGAGUCAGGUGCACAGAGCACUUUGCCUGGGACCUUGGUUCAGGCAGCCCCCUGCAGGCCCUGGAUGUGGCCGAGGAGACCCACCAGCCCCUUCCCACCUGAUGUUGUUGUCUUGGUGUUUUAACGUUUUCUCUCUCUCUCUCUCUCUCUCUCUCUCUCUCUUUCUUUCUUGUUCUGUUUUGUUGUGUUUGAUUUCACCCGUUUGUUUCUUAAGGGGAAGAAAGCUUGUGAUUAUUUCACCCAAAUCUCCUGUUAUAUAUCUGUGAAUAAUAAGAGAUUUUAUAAUAGCAAGAAAAGGAUGUAUAUUUUAGUUUGUCACCAAACAAGCCAUCAUGAUGACGAAGGACACUGAGAACAAGAAAUAAUUUAGAAGCCCUCGUUUUUGUGAAUGUUUUGUGUCUGUUUUCAAAUUUGUGUUUGGUUUGGUUCCGGCUUUGCAUCACGCCAAGCAGGGUGGCGGGAGGGCCGCGCAGCCUGGGGCAUGCACGGGCACCUCUGCAGUGGACAGGACGCCUUUCGGAGGGGCCAAGGACCGGGGGCCUCUGAUCAGCUGUGAACAUUAGCAGCUCAAUGCAUGUGAGUCAGGGAUGUGGGGUGGGGAGGGGUCUCAAAGCCAACAACACCCUCAAAAUGGAAUAGACUGUACAUUUGCCGAUGGGUUCCCCCCCCCCCAGACUCCAUAUUUUAUUACAAAUAAACCGAAGUUCUUUUCUGCA